AUGCGCGUUGCCCUGCAGUUUCCAGACGAGCGUCUCGGCGACGCGGUGGCUGUGGUGCACUGCCUGAGCAACCUCGUCGCCACGGAUCAGCGGUACGUUGAGGCGAUGGAAUUGAAGAGGGUAGAAGGGGUGGUGAGAGAGGAGUCGCAAUGCUGCCCCGCCGGUGGGGUCGCACCGCCCCAGGAAAGAGGACUUCCAGUGGCUGGGGCAGCAGCAGCACACAGCCGCCCUGCGACGAUGGACAACCCGAAUUGCCCUAAGAGCGCAAUGCGUUUGUUUGUCCUGGCCGACAACACCUUUGGCAGCUGCUGCCCCGAUGAGAUCACCGCCCAGCACUACACGGCCGACUGCAUUGUGCACUUUGGUGAAGCCUGCAUGAGUCGCUCAACCCGCCUGCCGGUCUUCUAUGUCCAGCCAGCGUUUCACUUCAGUGCACUUACCACUGGCGCUGUGGCUGGCAGCGAUGCCGUAGGCGCGCUGCUGGAUGCUGAGGCGACCUUAGUGCUGGAGGUGGCGCGGCGGGUCGCGUCGGCUAUUCGCCAUCGGCUUACCAACUGGUGGGCCAAGAAGGCGGAAGCGACCGGCGCUUCUGCAGGAGCACCCUGCCCGGUGCAUCCCCGCAUCGCCAUUGUUGGCACGUACCCGACGAAAGCCAUCGUGCAAGCGGCUGAGGGUCGCUGGAGCACCACUGAAGAUGCCAGUGUUCCCAUCAGCUGGCCGAUCUUUGAAGAGCGCUGCCUCUCUGUUGCAGGUGAGCCGGUCAAGUUGCACGGCGCGGAGGCCAGCGGCGUUGCCGAUGCAGGGUCCACUUCCUCGGGCGAGGACUGCUGGGUCGUCAACGGCGUGCGUUUUCCGCGCGUGCUUUCCUCGUCAUCGUCUCCCGCGCCGUCGCACGAGGUACAGUACGUGCUCUUUAUCGGCGCUGUCGGGUCGUCGGCGCUUGUCCACGUGCUGACGGCAGAGCAGUACAACCAGUUUCACUACAGCGACCUGUGCCGCGAGUACCUUGCGUGGGACGGCGGUGCUGAGGUGAGCAACGUGCCCGUCGUUUGCGUUCUGAACAGCAGCUUUGGUGACACGGCAGAGGCAAAGGAGCAGCUGCACAACGUCUCCAAGUGCCUUGCGGGGUCUGGGGCUUCUCUGUCUGCGUCUCUCGAGCUGAGGGGUGCUGUGCACCAUUGGGUGUCAGCCGCGUGCGCCGACGGCGUCGCUGCGGCUCUUGUAACUGAAGAUGGCAUGCGAGCGCAGCAGGUGCUGCAGCGCCGCAUGAGGCAGCGCGCCUUUAACAUCGAAUCCGUGCGGGCAAGCUCCGCCAUUGGCAUCCUCGUCGCCUCGCUGGCCAUCGAGGGCUACUACGAAGUGACGCAGCAGCUCCACCAGCUUCUUCGGGCCCACGGGAAGCGCAGCUACAUGAUCUAUGUCGGCCACUUGAAUGAGUUCAAGCUGGCGAACUUUGUUGACACAGUUGACUGCUUCGUCGCGGUGGCCUGCCCGUACAGCCGGCAGAGCCAUUUCACAGAGAAGAGGGAUGGAUUCAUGAAGCCAAUCGUGUCACCGGCUGAGGUGCUCGUCGCCUUGAUGAGCGCCGACGACACGCAAGCGGACGAGCAGUACGGCAUGGCGGCCGUCUACACAACCUCCUUUCAGGCAGUGCUGCCGCUGCUGAAAAGAGCCGUGCAGGCGCGCCAAAGCGAGCUCAAAUCCCGCGCAGGCGGCACGGACGCUGACCCGCAACAACGGCAGAAUGACGAGGAGGAGCGAUGGACGUCCAGCGGCGCGCUGGUACGUGCCAGCACUGGAAGCGGCGGUGGUGCAUUGAUCGGACAGGGAAGCUCGCAGGGUGCACUCGCCCGCCUGUACGACCGCGAGUACGUCGGUCUUGACCCUCGAGUGGGGCAGACGCCGGUUCAGGCCAACAUCCUGGAGGGCAAGCACGGCAUUGCGCGCGGCUAUGCAAAGGAGCGGGAGGGGCAGGGCGUGCCACCGUCAGGGACCCCAUGA
Messenger RNA from Leishmania major strain Friedlin, 2001 nucleotides. RefSeq lists its product as hypothetical. The record is from RefSeq and is a predicted model, not a curated record. The transcript has a single exon. Gene Ontology annotation, biological process: protein histidyl modification to diphthamide. Gene Ontology annotation, molecular function: 2-(3-amino-3-carboxypropyl)histidine synthase activity. Lineage: Eukaryota; Euglenozoa; Kinetoplastea; Trypanosomatida; Trypanosomatidae. Bases 1 to 2001 code for a protein of 666 amino acids.